GAGCGAUAUUUUUCCUUUUAUUUUUAUUUUUAUUUUAAUUUAUUUAUUUUUUUUUUCUAUCUCUUUCUUUUUCUUUUUUUAAACGUUUUAAAACCGGAAAAAAAAAAGGAUAUUCUUCAAAAUGGCUUCUAAUCUUGAUCAAAAAUCUGUCGAUACCAUUCGUGUCCUUGCUGCUGAUAUUGUUCGCAAGUCCAAUUCUGGUCACCCUGGUGCUCCUAUGGGUUGUGCCCCUAUUGCUCACGUCUUAUUCACAAAGUAUCUUAAUGCCAAUCCUAAGAACCCUUACUUCAAAAACCGUGAUCGUUUUGUUCUUUCUAAUGGUCACGCUUGUGCUCUUCAAUAUACUCUUCUUCACCUUUUAGGUUAUAAUGUAACUAUGGAUGAUUUGAAGAAUUUCCGUCAAUUUGGUUCAAAGACUCCUGGUCAUCCCGAACGUAUUGAUACUGAAGGUGUUGAAGUCACUACAGGUCCUCUUGGUCAAGGUAUCUCCAAUGCUGUUGGUUUAGCUGCUGCUGAAGCUCAAUUUGCUGCUACCUAUAAUCGUCCCGGUUUUGAAAUUUUCAAUAAUUACACAUACGUUAUCCUUGGCGAUGGUUGUCUUCAAGAAGGUGUUUCCUCUGAAGCUUGUUCCCUUGCUGGUCACUUGAAGCUUGGUAAGCUUAUCGCUUUCUAUGAUGAUAACCAUAUCACCAUUGAUGGUGAUACUGCUGUCUCCUUUACCGAAGAUGUUCUUAAGCGUUAUGAAUCUUAUGGCUGGCACGUCCAAACUGUCGGUAACGGUGAUAGUGAUUAUGAAUCUAUUGCUCAAGCUAUUGAAGCUGCUCAAAAGGUGACUGAUAAGCCCUCUCUUAUCAAGAUUAAGACCACCAUUGGUUAUGGUUCUUUGUUGCAAGGUGAAGAGAAGGUUCACGGUGCACCUCUUGCCGCUGAUGAUAUUAAGCAAUUGAAGGAAAAGUUCGGCUUUGAUCCCGAAAAGACCUUCGAUGUUCCUAAUGAAGUUUACGAUUUAUAUCAUAAGCGUGCUGAACAUGGUGCUGAAUAUGAAGCCAAGUGGAAUCAACUCUUUGCUGAAUAUAAGGAAAAAUAUCCUAGAGAAGCUGCUGAAAUUGAACGUCGUUUCUCCAAUACUUUACCUGAAGGUUGGGAAAAGGCUCUUCCUCGUUUCACACCUUCCGAUCCUGCUGUUGCCACCCGUAAGUUGUCUGAAGGUGUCUUGGCUGCGAUUCAAAACGAACUUCCUGAACUUAUUGGUGGUUCUGCGGAUUUAACUGGCUCCAACUUGACUCGUUGGAAGAAUGCUGUUGAUUUCCAACAUCCCUCUACUGAACUUGGUGAUUAUACAGGUCGAUAUGUCCGUUAUGGUGUUCGUGAACAUGGUAUGUUUGCCAUCAUGAAUGGUAUGUCUGCUUAUGGUGGUAUUGUCCCCUAUGGUGGUACUUUCUUGAACUUCUUGACCUAUGGUUGGGGUGCUGCUCGUCUCUCUGCCUUGGGCCAUAUGCGUGUUAUUUACGUGAUGACUCACGAUUCUAUUGGUCUUGGUGAAGAUGGACCUACUCAUCAACCUAUCGAAACCUUGGCCUUAACUCGUGCUACACCCAACAUGCUCACCUUCCGUCCCGCUGAUGGUAACGAAACAUCAGGUGCUUAUUGGGCUGCCAUUACCAACCUUACUCGUCCCUCUGUUAUUGCUCUUUCUCGUCAAAACUUGCCUCAACUCGAUGGUUCUUCUCCUGAAGCCGUUCUUAAGGGUGCCUAUGUUCUCUCUGCUGACAAGAACCCUCAAGUUGUCUUUGUCGCUACUGGUUCUGAAGUGGCUAUUGCCGUUGACGCUGCCAAGAUGUUGGCUCAAAAGAAUAUUGCCGUUCAAGUCGUCUCUAUGCCCUGUUCUGAACUCUUUGAUGAACAACCUGCUGAAUACAAGUUGGAAGUCUUCCCUGCCAGUGUUCCCGUCAUCUCUAUCGAAGCCCUUGGUACAUAUGGUUGGGAACGUUAUUCUCAUGCUCAAAUUGGUAUGCGCACCUUUGGUGCCUCUGGUAAGGCUGAAGACUUGUAUAAGCACUUUAAGAUUACCCCUGAAUAUGCUGUUGAGAAGGCUGAGUCUGUCAUUCAUCAUUUCGCUAAGCUUGGUUAUGUCCCUGAAGUCAAUGCUCAACUUUAAGUAUUUGUAAAAAAAAAAAAAAAUGUAUAAUUUCUUCUAUUACCCUCUUUUUUUUUUUUUUUUUU
Messenger RNA from Cokeromyces recurvatus, 2223 nucleotides. Its product is annotated as transketolase. Gene Ontology annotation, cellular component: cytosol. Gene Ontology annotation, biological process: pentose-phosphate shunt. The transcript is spliced from 5 exons. The coding region runs from base 122 to 2158 and encodes 678 amino acids. NCBI's taxonomy places the organism in Eukaryota, Fungi, Mucoromycota, Mucoromycetes, Mucorales, Mucoraceae. The record is from RefSeq and is a predicted model, not a curated record. Gene Ontology annotation, molecular function: transketolase activity.